AUGUCUGCUGGUCCAUCAGUUGGUAAUAGUAAUGCUCUAAUCGUACCAAUAUAUGAUAAAAUUCCUUUGUCCCAUUUACUUGACGCUGCUGUACAAAAAACUUAUCAUGAAUUAUACACAAUGGCAGAUGUUUUACAUAGUAAAUCAAACUUAGAACGAAAAAUAGAAUUAAUUAAAUUUGCUUGUCGUGCUAGACAAUUAUUUAUACGAAUUUUAGCUGUUGUUAAAUGGGCAGCAACAACAGGAAAAGUGACUGCAUGCGAGGAUAUACAAAAUUUUCUUGAACAUCGUGCUCGAUUAAUACGUGAAACAUCUGAUUCAUUAGCUCAACUUGCACGUGAAAAACUUCUUGAAGCUCGAGUACCUAGUUUUCCUGUAACAGAUGCUAUUGAUGCAAUGACACUUGGUUCUGUGAAUUUUUUGCCUAAACGAAUCGCAGAAGUCACAACAAUUUUUACACCAGCUACUGAGAGUGAACGUCAACAAAUUUUACCACGUCUUCAACAAAUUCUUACAACAAGAAUAUCAACUUCGGAAUUACCUAUUCAAUUUACGACUGUAACAAUAAAAAAUGGAUUAGUAACAUUGACCGUUGAUAGAGAAUUUGAAGUUAAACUAGGAAUUACAAAUGAUAAUCUAUCAUCUUCAUGGCGUCUUUAUCAAACAAAAUUAUUUUUACAAGAUCCAGAAGAACCGGAACAAGAUCUUGUUCAUCCGAUGCAAAUACAAGUAUUAACAAAUUAUAUUCAGAGUUGGCUUAAUGAGUCUGAAAAACCAUUGGUUGAUCUUUAUCAUUAUCUACAUUAUUAUUGUCAAUCAUUACGUUUACAAGUUUUAUAUGAACAAGCUCAUCGAAUACGUAAUCAAGGUGCAAAACAAAAAGAUUUACAUAUAUCUGGUUAUAAUCCAUGUAAAAGUUUUUAUAUUGAAUAUUGGAAAGAAUAUACUGCUAGUAUUAAUAAUAAUCAACAGAAAAAACAAAUUCUCAAUGGAAAAAAUAUGGAUAUUGGUAUGACGAUUAUUUGUGAUGAUGAUGGAGAAUUUCAAAUACAACAUUGGCCACCCUUACCUAUUGAUGAUACAGUUGCCAUUUUAAAAAUUUUAGACAAGCCAAUAUUUACAAUGGAAGAAAUUUUAAAUCGAACAAUUUAUGCACGAUGUCAACGGCGAUUUGAAGAAUUAAAAGAAACUAUUUUAUCAACUACUAAAGCAAAUAUUGAAAUCGAUUCAUCAAUUCCAGCAUUAAAAUGUGAAUUUCUACCUGAAAGUACAUCGGAAGAAAUUUUAUUUAUAUCAAUUAAUCCAUUUUCGGGUUUAUUUAAAGUUGUUUCUUAUAUGGAAACUCGCUAUUCACAACAAAUUGAAAAUGCACUUAAUCGUGAACAAACAAAUUUAAUUGAUUCUAUUAAUUUAUUUAAAAUUUGGUUAAUUCAACAACGAAUUCCAUCACUCUUAGCUCAUCUCAAUUGUCAUAUUUAUACACGUAUACCAUCAUUAAAUCCAAAACAUGAAUUAAUUAUUCCUUUCAUUAAUAAUAGUAUUUAUAUUGAAUUAAUUCAUAAUGAAGGAUUUUAUAUUCUUCUUCAUGUAUCAGAUGUAAAUCAAUUAUUAGUUCAAUAUUAUUUACUAAUUGUUGAAAAACGUUCAUCUAUUCAUGAACCACUUAUUCUUCAACAACAGCAACAAACAUCUAAUCAACAAACAACAACAACAACAACAACAUCGAAUGAUGAAGGUGCAAAAUGGAUAUUAGAACCACUAGUUCUAUAUCCAUUAGAUCCAACAACAUUUUUACGAAAAGAAUUAUUUGAAUUUAAAAAUUUAUUUCAAUAUAAUAAAUCAAUUAUAGAUGAUGAUGGAGUUAAACAAGCACAACUGACAUCGAUCUUAUCUAUUAAAUCACUAAUAAAAUUUGUUAAUUAUUAUGAUGAAAUGCUUUCAUUUAUAUUUUUAAAGGAAAAUUUUCAACAGAAAAAAACACUUUGUAAAAGUGUUCUCUAUUGUCCAUGGACAGGCAUACCUUAUCUUGAUGUUGUUCGAACACCAACUGAUGAUGAUUCAUUUUUAUCAAAUACUGAACUUCUCAGCUAUAUUAAUGAAUAUUUUUGGCCUCGUAUUCAAUCUUGUACUAUUCGAUUAGCUUAUACUAUACGUGAUAUUGGUCGUGACAAUAAAUCUACAAUACGACAAUGGACUCUAGAUUUAAAUUUUUUCAAUAAAAAUUAUUUUCAUAAUGCUUUUAUUAAAACUCCAUAUAAUUCUGUUGUUGUUUGUAAUCAAACAUCACAAGAGACUUCUUCCAAAAUAGUCGAUUCUAUUCAUAGUAAACUUCGAGCUGCAUAUGAAUUAACACAUUUAUUUGAAAAUUAUUCAUUAGCAUUAUUAGAACUAACUGAUCUUCAUGCAAUUUCUAAAUUAAUUUCAUUUAAUUUUUUUAAAUGUACAAUUCAUUAUGGACCAAAUUUUGCUUAUGCUGUAACAUUAACCUAUAAUAGUAAUCAAACACAACAAGAAUUAAAUUCAAAUGUCGAAGGAACAUUUGAUUUACGUUUUACAACAAUAAACAAUACAUUUAUACCAACAUAUCAUCAAAUAUUAAGCAGAAAAUUAUGUUUAUUUUUUAAUCAAACACGUUCAUUAAAACAAUUUAUUCGAUUGUUACAUAUGACAGCAAUUCCGUUGUCUUCAAUUGCUCGAUUAAAUUGUUUCAAUCGACCGAUUGUUUUUGUUAAUCAGGGUGGCUGUACUCAAUCGAUUCUUACAUUUGUUCCAUAUACUGAAUCUCGAUGGCGUCUUAUAUUUGGUCAAAUAUUUGCACUUGAUAUUCAGAUAUGUGGUCCUAAUUUAAUCCUGGUUCGUGAUGGUUCAUUUAGUGUACAAUUAAAUAAUUCAUUAUCUGAACUUGCACUAAUCCCUAGACUUAAAGAAUUUUUAUCGGUAUAUGCCAAUGAUCGUGGUUUAACAUUUGAAUUUUCUGAUAUAACAAAUUGUUUUCAUGAACAAGAUUUUAUUUUGCCAGAACAGCAAACAUCUCUACUACCACCAAUUUCAAGUCAAAUGACAAAUCAAAGCCUAAACACAGAAAAUGAUUCAAUAUUACCGAAUUCAUUCAUGGAUAUAACAACACAAUCACCAGUUUCAUCACCUAGUGAUAUUUAUGAUGUGAUAUUUCGAGAUUCAUUACCUGUUACCUCAGCAUCAACUUCAUCCAACGUCAGAUCAGAUCAUACUGAUAAUCAACAAUUAUCAGUACGCUAUAGUUAUAAUCGUGAAUUAUUAACCAAAGUUAAUUAUCCUGUAUAUAUGACUCAACAAACAUUUUUUCAAAUGCUUUUUACACCUGAUGGACAUCAAUGGUCGAAAUUAGAAUCAUUUCUUGCUUCAUCUCUUCUUGUACGACAAUUUGCUAAGGCUGUUACUGAACCUGCUGAUGCAAAUAAUCCAACUGUUCGUUCUAUAUCAAAUGAACAAGAUACAUAUCGAAUAGAACAUUUAUCUCUUCAAAUAUCAUUUGUAUUCGAUAUUCCAACAGCUAUGUAUCGAAUGUAUUUUAUGUCUUUAUUUGAUUCAACAUCAUCACAACCAUCGAAUAUUUUCUGGUCAUCAGAUGAACUUCAACUAAUGGAAAUAUUUUUUAAUGAGACAUUUUUUCCAUUAUCACCAAUAUCGAAUUUAAUAAUGCCUUCAAAUGAUAUUUUAUCUUUACAAGCAUCUCAAAAUCAAAGUACAGCUAUGGGUUCAUUUGAACGAAUGCUUUCACUUAUUCAACCUCGAAUAUUAAAAGAUUUAGUGAAAAUAAUUGGACUCGAACAGAAUCCUGAAAAUCAUCAUUUAUGGCGAGCACGUUGGUGUUUAACAGUACCACAAGGUAAUGGUUUUUCUCAAGUUGGCCAACCAGCAAUCUAUUAUAUGUCUAGUCGAUCAUCAUUUAUUUUUAUGUUUCAAUUUAUUUCUCGAAUAAAUCAAAAUGAACUUCAAACAAAUUCUAGUAAUACUUCAACAUUUAUUGUUCCAUUAGUCUAUGAUAUGAUUAAUAAUCAAACAAUUUUAUGGGAUGGAAUAAAUAAACAACCAUCGAUUGGAAAUGAGACUAUUGAUUUGUAUUCACCAAAAAAGAAACAAAAUAAAACUAAUUAUAUAUUUACAUUGAUAUUAUUAUUAAAACGACGCUAA
Molecule: messenger RNA, 4173 nt
Organism: Rotaria sp. Silwood1
Lineage: Eukaryota; Metazoa; Rotifera; Eurotatoria; Philodinida; Philodinidae
Source: the annotation of a GenBank genome assembly